Messenger RNA from Rhipicephalus microplus (southern cattle tick), 1290 nucleotides. RefSeq names its product mitochondrial 2-oxoglutarate/malate carrier protein. The record is from RefSeq and is a predicted model, not a curated record. Lineage: Eukaryota; Metazoa; Arthropoda; Arachnida; Ixodida; Ixodidae.
UGUUGUUGUUUUCGGUUUGCGGCCGUCGUCCGCAAUCGGCGACCUUCAGCGGUCAGGGGCGCACGAUCAUUCGGCUCUUGCCUGCGCUACACCGGCGGCAUCAUGUCAUCACAGACAGCCCCUGCGAAGACGAUACCGAAACCCGUGAGGUUUCUGUUCGGUGGCUCUGCCGGGAUGGCAGCCACGCUGUUUGUGCAACCGCUGGACUUGAUCAAGAACCGCAUGCAGUUGAGUGGCGAGGGUGGCAAGUCCAAAGAGCACAAGACAAGUCUGCAUGCCAUCCGCAGUGUCAUCCAGAAAGAGGGCAUCCGAGGGAUGUAUGCAGGGUUGUCGGCUGGUUUGCUGCGCCAGGCAUCCUACACCACUGUUCGCAUGGGAGUGUACACGUCACUCUUUGAGACGUUCAGUAAGGAAGGCAAGCCUCCAGGCUUCCUGGUCAAGGCGUCGAUUGGAAUGGUGGCAGGCGCCGUGGGAGCCUUCUUCGGCACACCUGCCGAGAUAUCUCUCAUCCGAAUGACCGCGGAUGGAAGGUUACCACCAGCCGAGCGUAGAAACUACAAGAACGUGUUCGAUGCGCUUAUUCGGAUUACGAAGGAGGAAGGAGUGUUGACAUUGUGGAGGGGAUGCGUACCGACGAUUGGCCGUGCCAUGGUCGUGAAUGCUGCCCAGCUAGCCUCGUACUCCCAAGCCAAGCAGCUACUACUUAACUCAGGUUACUUCCGUGACAACAUUAUGUGUCACUUUGCUGCCAGCAUGAUCAGUGGUCUCAUCACAACAGCAGCCUCCAUGCCUGUGGAUAUUGCAAAGACCAGAAUUCAGAACAUGAAGACAAUCGAUGGCAAACCAGAGUACAGAGGCGCCAUUGAUGUGCUGACGAAGGUGGUCCGCAACGAGGGCUUCUUCAGCCUGUGGAAGGGCUUCACUCCGUACUACGCUCGGCUGGGGCCCCACACGGUGCUCACAUUCAUAUUCCUGGAGCAGAUGAACAAGUUCUACUACCGCGUCGUCCUCGGAGACACGCAGGGACGAGGAGGACUGUGAGACUCGUCUGAAGCGAGAACAGAAGCCAUAUUGCCAUCUGUCUUUCGUCCCGGCUGGCCAGCAGUCACCUCAUCUACUCUCCCAACUGCUCGCAAGCACACAGUCCACUGCCGCGAGGCAGCAGUCUCUUUCUCUGUGUUGCCGAUCCGUAGAGUCUUUAUCUCGCAUGUCUCGGCACUGCCGUGAAGCAUUUUUGUGGUUGGUUGGCUGUUAGAGGAGAAUAAUAAAGUAUGUAUUCGCAUUUUGGGC